Messenger RNA from Echinostoma caproni, 570 nucleotides. The record is from the annotation of a GenBank genome assembly. Lineage: Eukaryota; Metazoa; Platyhelminthes; Trematoda; Plagiorchiida; Echinostomatidae.
AUGUAUCUAUGUAUUUUCGUAUUUCCCGACGUUCUAAUUGUCGUUUAUAAUGUACUGCAUCCGUCCGUCCUCAAUCAUUCACAUAGUUCAGAUAAUCCUCCUUGCCCUAUCCCUCUUCUUCCGUGCCUUCUAUCGUGGACAGGUUUAAAGUCUGGCAUUCAGGACUCAAGUGAUAGUGAUGAGCUUCCGGUUGACAAACACGAAUCAACGGAACAGAAACGCUCGAAGCAGUCUCACCUGUUGCAACAGGAAGAGCUCAGACGUGAGGAACUAGCUUCCGAAAUGCUAGGUAUGGCUCGUGAACUGAAGGAUCGGUCCGAAGCGAUGAGCUCGCGACUACAAUCAGAUCGAGCAGUUGUCGAGGCCAGUGUCAGUCAGGCAGACCGAAACAAGGCCGAAUUGGUCAAAGCAAUGCAUCAACUCUCGGAAGAACUCGGAUCGCGUUGUGCCUGUUUCGUUUGGAUUGCAUUUCUCAUCGCUGUGAUUGUGUUCGUGAUGAUGGUUUUCUUUAUGAAAAUGUUUCGCAAACGAACGGUUGUCUACACCACGACUUACCGAAGUGAUCUGUAA